Messenger RNA from Trichechus manatus latirostris (Florida manatee), 960 nucleotides. RefSeq names its product olfactory receptor 3A2. The record is from RefSeq and is a predicted model, not a curated record. The transcript has a single exon. Gene Ontology annotation, biological process: G protein-coupled receptor signaling pathway. Lineage: Eukaryota; Metazoa; Chordata; Mammalia; Sirenia; Trichechidae. Gene Ontology annotation, molecular function: odorant binding; olfactory receptor activity; G protein-coupled receptor activity. Gene Ontology annotation, cellular component: membrane.
UUACAGGGACUCAUGGAGUCAGAAGCUGGGACCAACAGGACAGCUCUUACUGAGUUCAUCCUCCUGGGCCUAGUGGAAUAAGAAAAGCUGCAAUCUCUGGUCUUUGUACUCUUCCUCUUUGCCUACAUGGUCACAGUCAAGGGCAACCUCAGCGUCCUGGCAGCCAUCUUGGUGGAGCCCAAACUCCACACCCCCAUGUACUUCUUCCUGGGAAACCUGUCAGUGCUGGAUGUUGGGUGCAUCACUGUCACUGUUCCUCCAAUGUUGGGUCAUCUCCUGUCCCACAAGCGUACAAUUUCCUAUGAUGCCUGCCUCUCACAGCUCUUCUUCUUCCACCUUCUGGGUGGGACGGACUGCUUCCUCUUGACAGCUAUGGCCUAUGACUGCUUCUUAGCCAUCUGCCAGCCCCUCACCUACAGCAUCCGCAUGAGCCAGGAAGUCCAGAGGCUAUUGGGGGCUGUAUCUUGGGCUUGUGCCUUCACCAAUGCACUGACCCACACAACUGCCCUAUCUACUCUCAACUUCUGUGGUCCCAAUGAGGUCAAUCACUUCUACUGUGACGUACCACAGCUCUUCCAGCUUUCCUGCUCUAGCACCCAACUCAAUGAGCUGCUGCUCUUUGCUGUGGGUUUCAUAAUGGCAGGUACCCCCGUGGUUCUCAUCGUCACCUCUUACAUCCACAUGGCAGCUGCAGUUCUAUAAAUCAGUUCAGUAGAGGGCAGGAAGAAGGCUUUCUCCACAUGUGGUUCCCACCUCACUGUAGUUUGCCUUUUCUAUGGGACAGGUAUCUUCAACUACAUGAGACCAGGUUCAAAGGAGGCUUCAGACAAGGAUAAAGGGGUUGGGGUUUUCAGUACUGUCAUUAACCCCAUGCUGAACCCACUCAUCUACAGCCUCAGAAACCCUGAUGUUCAGGGUGCUCUAUGGCAAGUACUUGUGGGAAGAUGAUCCCUGACCUGA